Aphis gossypii (cotton aphid) is the source of this 1023-nucleotide messenger RNA. Its product is annotated as trypsin beta-like. Gene Ontology annotation, molecular function: serine-type endopeptidase activity. Gene Ontology annotation, biological process: proteolysis. Bases 92 to 1003 code for a protein of 303 amino acids. The transcript is spliced from 4 exons. NCBI's taxonomy places the organism in Eukaryota, Metazoa, Arthropoda, Insecta, Hemiptera, Aphididae. The record is from RefSeq and is a predicted model, not a curated record.
UAUUAAAAGUCGACUAGAGAUCUUAUUUAUGACCAUAUGUUAUAACCAUACAAGUGUACGAUACACAUUUUAGUGUACAUCAUAAUAUAUUAUGAUUCAAAUUAUUUUCGUUUUGUUUUUAUUAUUUAACGUGGUGAUAUUGGAAAGAAAUGUGUCAAAUUAUGAAAACAAAGGUCUUAUAGCCAAUGGACAAGAAUACGACAUCGACAAGUAUCCGUUCGUAGUGGGCAUAAUAAUGAAAAUCGUUUUAAAGUCUACUACGAAACACAGUAUUUGUACGGGAUCAUUAAUAUCGCAGUGGUUCGUAUUGACCGCUGCACAUUGUACCGAACUCAUGACAAUAUCUGACAUAAAUGUAUUCUCAUACUUUUAUACUCGCGUUUAUGUAUUCCACGGUGAUAGCUACCGACAUAUUGAGCGCAUAUAUCAACACGAUAUGUAUAAUCCGAUAACAUUUUUAGCAGACAUCUGUUUGUUGAAACUACAAAGACCGUUCAAAAAUGUCAACCGUUAUAUAAGUGUGUCUGGCCAUCCUGACGAUUUCGCUCAUGGCAAAAGUUUGAAUUGUGUAGUUAUUGGAUUUGGACGUACUGCAGAUACACCGUAUCCUAACUUCAUAGGGUAUAUGACCAACUCAAAUGUCACUUACGGUCCUACAGCAUGUCAAUUGUCGAACAGAUCAAGUAUAAAAGAGACAUGGAAAGAAUAUUUGUGUUCAAAACCUGACAUCCAUAUGGUAUGUCCUGGGGACAGCGGUGGUCCAAUGAUUUGUAAUGGAUUCCUAUACGGAAUAGCUAGUCACGGAUACAAUUUCAAAGACCUAAAUACGGAUUUCGAAUGUGGCAGUCCCGACAUUCAGACUAGACAUUUAUUCGUAUAUUCUUACAGAAAAUGGAUAACUGAUAUAACAAAUACCGGAAAUCCAUUAAUACCAUACUAUAGUUUAUAUUUUACUUCUAUUAUGUUAGUAUUAUACCUACAUUGUGAAUAUUUUAUGAAAUAAAAAAAUUAUUUAACAAUAAA